Adineta steineri is the source of this 3894-nucleotide messenger RNA. NCBI's taxonomy places the organism in Eukaryota, Metazoa, Rotifera, Eurotatoria, Adinetida, Adinetidae. The record is from the annotation of a GenBank genome assembly.
AUGUCAAUCAAGCGUGAUUCUACCAAUGAUCUUAAAUAUGUUCUUUUACCUACAUUGGAAAAUCAUCGUCGUGAACCUAAAUUUCAACCAUGGUAUCGAGAACGAAUGAAAAUGAAAUAUCCAUGUCAUAUAAAUACAAAAAAUUGGAAAUUUGUCAAAGACGGUCUAGAUGAUUUUCGUGAUGGUUUACCACCAUCGCAUAAUGAUAUUAUAUUAGAACCUGAUAAAGGUCCCGGUCCAGUAAUCAUCUCUCAAAAACGUCGAGUAAAAGCUACUGUAUCCAAUCCUCGUCGUCGUCUUGAUGAUCAUCAAAUAUUUUUUAGUCGAGAAUUACCAACUGCAGAAAAACGUCGACAAUUAAUUGAUUAUUAUAUAUCAACAUUACUCGAUCAUCCAAUGGCGUUUUUUCCACAUUUUAAUCAAGUUUUAUCACCGGAUAUGUAUGAACAAGUCGCAAAAUUACUCGAAGGUGAAUUAUCACGUGUAAUUAACGAGGAACAAAAUUUAUUAUCAGAAGAACAUAAAGAUAUGGUUUCAUUAUCUCCAAGUGUUCCGAUAACUGGAUUCGACAGAAGUAAUACUGAUAAAACUGUAUCAGAACAAUCUGUUACAACUCAUAAUCAAAAUUCAUCAGAAGAAUCAGGUGCGAAGAAAAAACGAACACGACCAGGAUUAAGUACCAUUGUCUAUGAUGAAGCAGGAAAUCAAUGGGAUUCGGAAGAAUAUGAAAAAAAACAGAAAAAUCCUUAUCGUUGGUAUAUUGAUAAACAAAUUGAAAUACAAAAUUCAAAAGGACCUACACGUGAAGAUAUAGCAGCUUCAGCUAUGGAAGCUCAUCUUCGAAAAGUUGCUGAACAUUUUUGUAGUUGGUUAUAUGAUCUUGGUGGUGAAUCAAAUUUUGAUAUAGAUCCAGCUGUUGUUCGAAAUUUAUUUUCAACUGCUUAUGAUACAAAACCAUCACUUGAUGUACCAAUUAAAAUAGUACAAAUGACAAGAAUUCCACCAGAAUUACGAGAAGGUGUACAUGACACCAUGAUUGCUGGAUCGAAAGAAGAAAAACCAACGUUUAGUAAAACGCGUUUAAAUCCUAAAGUAACAAAACCAAAUGCAUUAACAUCUCGUUCUAUUGAUUCAUCAAAAUUUGGCAAAUAUCGAUAUGGUGCUUGGUAUUUACCUAGAAAUCUUUGGCAACGUUCAUUAACAACUGAACAACUUCAAGAUCCGAAAAAAAUUCAAGCCGAACGUGAAGAUGCUACACGACUACGAGAAGAACAAACUAAUGCUUAUCUUGCUCCAUUGCACGGUGUUGAUGCAUUCAAAGAUUAUUUAGUGGAAAAAAAAUGUUCGCCGUUUACCAAAAAUAAACCGGAUUCAUAUGCUGGUUUUAAUGAGUACAAUCCUUUGUUAGAUACUAAUAGUUUGAAGUAUGAUACUGAAUUACAACAAGCUGUUUUAAAAACUAGUCAUGGUCGACGAGCAGCACCGAGUAGUCAAGCUGGUCAGAAAGGUGGAUUUUUUUCAAAAAUGAAAAAUGUAUUUAAUCGACCAAAAAACGCAGAUGUACCCGUAUCAGCAAGUAAUUCGACAACAGGUCGAUUAGGAACUGCAUCGCGUGCUGCUCAACAACAGCAACAGAAUACUGCUGUGGGUGCUCCACUUGGUUCAACUGCUCGUCGUCCUGUUACAGCACAAAAACGACCAACAACAGCUAUACAAGGUGCGGGUUUUAGCGCUGGACCGGGAGCAUUCGGUAGUUAUGUCGCAGUAUCAGCAGCAGGACCAAAUCCAUUCGAAAAGAAAGAAGAAAGUAAUGAAGAAAAAGCACGUAAAAUAGAAAAAAGUAUUAUUGAUCUUGUGAAUGAAAGUUGUUUAGCUUAUGAAAAAAAUGAUAGUAAAACAGCACUUGAAAAAGCUGAAGAAGCAGUCAGAAAUGAAAAAAGCCUUACUCGAUAUUGUGAAGAACAAAGUAUUAGCGAAUCAGAUAUAAAUUUACAGGGUUUCGUAACUCUUCAUUGUGCAAAUAUGUAUACAAAAUGUGGUAUGAAUACAGAGGCAAUAAAUCAGUAUAAUAUAAUACUUAAAAAUAAAUUAAUUCCUGCACAUAGUCGAAUACGAAUAAAUAUGGGCAAUAUUUUAUUACAAUCAAAACAAUAUGUAAAAGCAUUAAAAAUGUUUCGUAUGGCACUUGAUCAAGUGUCUGAACAAAACUCGGAUUUAAAAUUAAAAAUUCGAGAAAAUAUAGCUGCUACACAUAUUAUAAUGGGUCAAUAUGGUGAAGCAGCUCAAACAUAUGAAUCUAUAGUACAAGAACGAGCAAAUUAUCGUGUUUGUUUUAAUCUUCUUCUAUGUUAUCAUACAUUGAAUCAACGUGAUAAAACACGAUCAGCAUUUACUGAUUUACUUAAAAUACCAUUUAUAAAUUCUGAAGAUGAUUAUCUUGUAUCAAUGGACAAAGAAAAUAAACAUGCUAAUCUUGUUUUAGAAGCCAUACGAGAUGAUCGUUUAAGACAAUAUGAACGCAAACGACGUCGUUUUGCUGAACAUGUUAUUAUUACAGCAGCUAAACUUAUUGGUAAUAAUUCUGAUGGUGAAUUUGUUGGUGGUUAUGAAUGGUGUAUUGAACAAGUACGAGCUUCGUCUUAUAUUGAAUUAGCAAGUGGCCUUGAAAUACAAAAAGCUAUUGCUUAUUUACGUGAAGACAAUUUUGUGAAGGCUAUUGCCACACUUAAAGAGUUUGAAAAAGCGGAAGCUAAAUUAGCUAGUGCAGCUGCAACUAAUUUAUCAUUUUUAUAUUUUUUGGAAAAAGAUUUAAAUAAUGCACAUAAAUAUGCUGAUUUAGCUUUAAAAUCGGACAAAUUUAAUCCAGCUUCUUUAACGAACAAAGGUAAUUGUUGUUAUGCUCAAGAAGAUUAUGAUAAAGCACAGUAUUAUUAUGAAGAAGCAUUGAAUAUUGAUGCUGGUUCUGUUGAAGCUCUUCAUAAUCUUAUUCUUACGUUAAUAAAAUCACGUCAAUUUCAACGUGUCAAAGAUUACCUACAUAAAUAUACAAUAAUUCAGCCCGACAAUAGUCAAGUUUUUUGUUUAAUGGCACAAGUAUUACAACAAACAAAUGAUAUUGAUCAAGCAAAAAGUUGGUAUUUACAAGCAUUAAGUAUACAUCGAACGGAUGGUUAUUUACAUCGACGAAUAGGUGAAUUAAUUGAUGGACAAAGUAAUAAAUCAGAUGCCUUGCAAUAUUAUUUCGAUGCUUAUCGACAUAAUCCAUGUGAUAUAAAAACCUUAGAAUGGCUUGCAUCUUAUUAUAUUGAAACACAAUAUCCUGAGAAAGCAGUAGAAUUCUGUCAACAAGCCGCCUUAGUCAGACCAGGUGAAAUUAAGUGGCAUUUAAUGGUAGCAUCAUGCUAUCGUCGUGCUGGUGAUUACACAGCUGCCUUAGAAAAAUACAAAUGGAUUCAUCAACAUUUUCCCGAAGAUACUGAUUGUAUUCAAUUUUUAAUUAAAAUUUCUACUGAUCUUGGUUUACAUGACCGUGAAAUGUAUGAAAAUGAAUUAAAGAAAGUAAAUAAACUCAAAGAAAUACAACAGCAGCGUAAAACAAGUGCAGAUAAAAGUCAAAAUAUGAUUAAAGGUCGAAAAGUAACAUCUACUGAACGUGAUGUUUCUUCAAACAAUCGAAACCAACAAAUAGAUGAUCAUAGAAAAAGAAUACCUAUUGACCUCGACAAUACAGAAGGUGUUUUUUCUCAACAAGAACUUAUUACAACUCAUCCGUAUGUUGAGCAAUUUCCUGAACAUAUGAAAAAUGAACGACCAAAAACUGCGAUUAGUAAAAAAGAAGCAAAUACAAUUAUUUUCGAUGACAAUGACGAUGCAGCUGAACUAUUACCCGAUUAA